This is a messenger RNA of Purpureocillium lilacinum, 840 nucleotides long. RefSeq lists its product as uncharacterized. NCBI's taxonomy places the organism in Eukaryota, Fungi, Ascomycota, Sordariomycetes, Hypocreales, Ophiocordycipitaceae. The record is from RefSeq and is a predicted model, not a curated record.
AUGGUCAGCAUGGAAUGGGACCCCGACUACGUCCCCGGCGUCAAGCUGGGGCUGCAUUCCUUCCAAAUCAUCCUGUCCUUUACGGUGUGGUGUCUCGAAAUCGCCACGUUUGUCGCAAAGGACGCCAAGAUUGUCGGCAACAAUGCCUGGACCUUUUCAGUGUGCUUCCUGUCCAUUCCCGCAUGGAUCUACCUGAUCAUGACGCCGCGCUUCUCCCGCGCCCGCAAGUUCGCCGAGCCGCACGCCAUGCUCGUCGUCGACCUGCUCUUCACCAUCAUAUGGCUGUCUGCCUUUGCGACGCAGGCCGCCUACAACACGUCCGGCCUGUGCGGCAAGGGCUGCAGCCUGAGCAAGGCCAUUGUCGCCCUGGGCGUCUUCAUCACCCUCUUCUUCGCUGGCUCGACCGUCGUCAGCGCCUACACCCUCCAAUACUACAAGUUCCACGGCACCCUCCCGGGCUACGACACGCGCAAGAUCCGCGGCGGCGACAACAACAACAUCGACCCAGACAAGGCUGCCUUUUCCAUGGCGCCGCACGACGAGGAGGCCUACGAGCGCGUCAACAUGGACGACCAUGACCACGACCACGACCAUGACGACCGGCCGUACGGCCACUCCAACCCCUACAGCGCCACUGCCGACGACGACGACCCCAACCGCUACGGCGCCCUGCCCCCGCGCCAGGACCCCUUCAACGCCGACACGGAGUACAGCUCAGGAGGCGCCGGCGUGCCGCCCCUGUCGAUGCCGUACGGCGGGGCGGGCUCGGCCUCGCACGUCUCCUACUCGGACGAGCCGGCCAAGUUCCCCGCCGGCAACUACGACCGCGUGCAUCCCUGA